AUGGACCUCACCGUGCUGACGCUCAACCUUUGGUUCGAUCUGAAGCUGCAGGAGGCUCGCACGCGUGCACUUCUUGAGGUGAUACGUUCCCUUUCGCCUUCUCUUUGCUGCUUCCAGGAAGUCGUGCCCCAGGUCGCCCGGCAACUGCGGGAGGCCUUGCCUGGAUGGCAGUGCUCUGACUCCACCCCCGACAACGCGACGGUACAGCCGUACGGGGUCAUGGCUUUUGUCCAGCCGGGAAUAAGCGCUGAGUUCGAGUUGCACCCACUGCCCACUGCCAUGUCUCGCUCGCUAUUGCUGGUAAAGGUACCAGGGCUCACCGUCGGGACUGUACACCUUGAGUCCUUGGCGAAUCCUCGCAUGCGGGAGGAGCAGCUUCGCCAGUGUGCCAGCAUCUUGGCGCCCUGCUCCAACGUGAUGUUGGUUGGCGACUUCAACUUCGAUUCAGAACGAAACUUCAAGGCUCCGCAUGAGCCGUUGGAAAAUGCUGCACUGGGCCUCCUCCAGGACUUCAUAGAUCUCUGGCCGACUCUACGACCAGGGGAGCCCGGCAAAACCUUCGAUUCUAGACUGAACCCCUACAUUGGGGAGUACGAGCAGAUGCGCUACGAUCGUGUCAUGGUGAAGCUGGAAGCUUGGACAGCCACGCAGAUCCGCCUUGUGGGCGAUGAGCCGUUGAACCACUUGGUUAAACUCACGCCCAUGGAGGAGGACUGGCUCCAGCGACCCCCGACUCCAAAGCGGCCACAGCCAGGAUGCCGAAAGAGUAUCGACUUCGAACUGGAUGUCACGCCAACGGCAGAAGAGACAUCUUCCAGUUCAGGGCGUCUUUUCUUGAGUGACCAUUUCGGCCUGCUCACAACUUUGCAAUCCAAAGCGGGUAGCAAAACGUUACGGGCUUUCCUCGCCUGCUUGCUUGCGGUGCGGCUUUGGCAUCGCGUUGUCUGCGAAGCUCGCGGAGGACUUAGAAUGCAAGCUGCGAUGCUGAAACGCUCCGCGACAAGCCAGGCUGCUCAACAAGUUCUUGCUGUUCUGCUGCAAUGGGCUCGCUUGGUUGCAGAAUCGCGAAAGCGUGCGCGACGCAGAGAUUUGGCGCACUGCCAGCUGAGACUUCAGCGCAAUGGCUUUCUAAGCUUCCUUGUGCACGCUUGGGCACGCGUGGUGGACAGAGAGGUCUUGGCAAACUGGGCCCGUGCCUGCGACAGGAGCUUGGCCGCGGCUGCCUCUGCCUCGGAGUUCUACGCGCACAAGCGCCGCACACUUCUCAUUGCUGCGAUCUGGUCCGGCUGGUGUUUCCAUGUCUCUGAGAUGCGCGCCAGAUGCAAGUUGCUCCGGAUCUCCCAGAGCGCCCGGAAUGCGGAACGCAUUCAGCUGCAGAUGAUCCUCUGGAAGCACUGGGCCACUUCAGCGCUGCAGGCCCGGCAGCGAUGCGAGGAGGCCAGGCAUCUCAGCCAAAGAAAAGAGCUGGAGACUGCGAACCGGCGCGCGUUUUUGCUGUCAUCUGGCUUUUGGCACUGGCGGCUGCGUGCGCAGAGAUUGGGACUGGUCGUUAGAGUGCAGUGGGUGCAAUCGCAGGCAUCUGGCCAGGCAAAGGCCGGGCCGGAGAGUCAGAUGUUUUGGAUUGUGACCCUGAGCAAGCCUUGCGCCACUCCCUCGCGCAAGGACGGUCUCCGGUCUGAUGGAUGUCAGUUCAUGCAAACUUACGAUCAUUUCUUUGCGUUUCCAGGACACCUUGUCAAGCGAAGUGCUGCAAGGCAGAAGGGUAGCAAUCCUUUCCAUGCUUUUGUCGAUGGCUUCGUGUUGCGAGAUGGCAGGAUCAAGGUCUGCAUGAAGGCUAGGCAGCCCAGUUUUAUGCGCCACUUUUACAUCUCGCUGACAUGUGCUUGGACAGUCACUUGUGCAGCGUACAAUGCAUGUGUGAAGAGCUACUUGGAAAACUCGGGCUUCGGUGGCACCGGAUCCCGGGUGAAGCUGCAGCUGGGCGAAUACUAUAGCCGCCCGUUUUACCAGAUUGAAGAGAUCUUCCUAGCAGCCGUGCAUGCCUUGGAACAGUGUCGAGCGAUAGGGGGGAUGCUUUGGUCUGUCGAAUUCCCGACGAACACAUCGGGCACCAAUUCUCGGGCGAAAUGGGAGAAAGCCACAUACUUGCGGCCGAUGAGCAUUGGUUUUUGUGCGCCGAGAAUCUGCAAGACGCGGCAGAUGCCACCACUGGUGGAGGACUACAUCUCCAAUUUCGUGGGUUUCCAAGCAGAGAUACCUCCACACCGAAUGCGUUUUGUAGAACUUACGAGUUGGGAAGAGUUCAACAUUCAGUUUGCAGUUGUUGGCCUCGACCACUGUGGGACAACUUCCGCGCGCAUGAACUUGGGUUUGCAUCCAAAGGUGGAAUUCUCCACAUCACAGGUUCCAAUGCUUCUCGAAGACACGUUCUUCACCUGGGCAAUCGCAUGGCAUCUACUUCCACCAAAGCAUCUUCAAAAGCAUUGGCUGGAAUUUAACAAUGCACGACGACAAAGUUUAUCUUCAGUGCUUGGACUCCACAAUGCUGUGUUGUGGAAGCAUUCCAUCGCUCGCCUGGCCGUACACCAGAUGAAUGCUCGACCCGUGCUGAUUGUGUGUUCACCGGCUCGCCGCCUUGCAUCCACAGUGAUGCUCCACCACUCCAGGACUGCAGAAACCGUGACAGUGGAUGACCUGAUCCGGUGGGCCGACGUGGAUUCAAUACCCCAUCUGAGGGAUUGGCGUCGCCUGUUUGGUGAGCGGCUGGUCGUCAUCCAUCAAGACCAACUGAUGGAAAGACAAACCUAUGACAUGGUCUCUGCUCUUCUUGGGCUGGGUCCACUGCCAGCAGGCGCACCGCUGAGCCGCUUCCACGUCAGCGGCCACCACUGGAAGAGCAGCCUGUGUCAAAGCAAAGACCACGCCUCGCUCCGUCAGCUGAAUCGUACUCUCCGGCCCUGGAUGAUUGCCAACCAGCAACUCUUGCAGCAAUCAAAUCAAGACACGCCAUCUUCCAUUUGGCAGGUGCAAGGACAUUGCUUUGACAGGCCAGCUUCACUUUUGAAAGUCUCGACCGGGAUACUUCUGAAUCGACCGCUUGUGACCCAAAGCAUGCGUGCUGUGGUUGCCGCUCGCCUUGGCCAUGCGCUUGCGCAGUGCACCCGCCAUGUUGGAAUGCGAAGCCAGGCAGCCAGAUUCGGCAGCCGCGCCCAGGAACUGGCCAGACGACACUGCCAGAGGAGAACAUUGAGUGCUUGGCGGUCAGCAGCGGAACGUACGGCUCGGGCACGCCUUUGUUCCAGGGCGCUGGAUGUCAGCCUCCAGCGAUUUGGCAGUGCUACAGUUUGCCCAGGGCAUGAUCGGCUCGUAGGACGCAGCUGCCCAGCCGUGUUCACAGCGCGUGCCAACGAGGCUCUUUUGUUUCACAGCUGGUGUCUUGUCUGA
Symbiodinium necroappetens is the source of this 3444-nucleotide messenger RNA. NCBI's taxonomy places the organism in Eukaryota, Dinophyceae, Suessiales, Symbiodiniaceae. The record is from the annotation of a GenBank genome assembly.